This is a messenger RNA of Myiozetetes cayanensis, 764 nucleotides long. It is a transcript of the gene CBX5, whose product is annotated as chromobox 5. Lineage: Eukaryota; Metazoa; Chordata; Aves; Passeriformes; Tyrannidae. The transcript has 5 exons. Bases 148 to 726 code for a protein of 192 amino acids. Gene Ontology annotation, biological process: chromatin organization; negative regulation of transcription by RNA polymerase II. The record is from RefSeq and is a predicted model, not a curated record. Gene Ontology annotation, molecular function: chromatin binding. Gene Ontology annotation, cellular component: nucleus; pericentric heterochromatin.
GUCCAUCAGCGCGGGCCCAGCGCGGCUCCCCGAGCGCGGCGGGAGCAGCAGCGGCGGCGGCGGCGGCGGCCGCGAGUCCCCCCCGGCGGCGGCGGCGAGGAGGGGCCGCCCGCCCGCCGCCACACAAGGAGCCGCGGGCGCUGCGCUAUGGGCAGGAGGAGCCGGCGGGCAGCCGACAGCUCGUCCUCGGCAGACGAGGAGGAAUAUGUGGUGGAGAAGGUGCUGGAUCGGCGCGUGGUGAGGGGCCAGGCCGAGUACCUGCUCAAGUGGAAGGGCUUCUCCGAGGAACACAACACGUGGGAGCCCGAGAAGAACCUGGACUGCCCCGAGCUGAUCUCGCAGUUCCUGCGCAAGGACCGCAGGAUGAGGGACGGGGACAGCGGGACACGGCCCCGGGAGCGCCCCGAGGGCGCCAAGAGGAAGGGGCUGCCCGGGAACGGCAACGGCAGCGACGACGGCAGGGCCAAGAAAAAGAGGGAGAGCAACGACAUCGCCCGCGGCUUCGAGCGGGGCCUGGAGCCCGAGAAGAUCAUCGGGGCCACCGACUCCUGCGGGGACCUCAUGUUCCUCAUGAAGUGGAAGGACACGGACGAGGCCGACCUGGUGCUGGCCAAGGAGGCCAAUCUCAAGUGUCCCCAAAUCGUCAUCGCCUUCUACGAGGAGCGGCUGACGUGGCACGCCUACCCCGAGGAGCCCGAGGGCAAGGAGAGGGACCCCCGCAGCUAAACCCCCCAACACUGUACAUAGCCCCCCAAACCCCACCC